Messenger RNA from Perca fluviatilis (European perch), 1814 nucleotides. RefSeq names its product NSE4 homolog A, SMC5-SMC6 complex component (gene nsmce4a). The coding region runs from base 515 to 1570 and encodes 351 amino acids. Gene Ontology annotation, cellular component: nucleus; Smc5-Smc6 complex. NCBI's taxonomy places the organism in Eukaryota, Metazoa, Chordata, Actinopteri, Perciformes, Percidae. The transcript is spliced from 11 exons. The record is from RefSeq and is a predicted model, not a curated record. Gene Ontology annotation, biological process: DNA repair.
GACAGAAGAGCUAGGUCUAAACGUUCAGCUACGUUGCUAAUGCUAACACAACUGUUUUUACCAGCUAGCUAACAUCGGCUAACGUUUGCUCAGACCAAAGAUGAACUGAAACCUAACGGAACUAACUGAAACGAGACUGUGAACUACUCUGUGCUUCCGUGUUUGCGUUAGCCGCCGGUGUUGUGCCGAGUUUUGCAUGCCUGCCGAGAAUUGCCAACUCCCGGGUAGCAGAGAAAUGUUACUACUGAGUUUAAUAAAACAAGAAUGACUUUAAACUUUUAAAAGCCUUCGGGUUAUUUAUCACAACUGAUAAAGCUGACAAAGAAGAUUAUAUCGUUUUUAAACUAUUUUGCUUUAAAAUGCACUAGUUUUCCCGUGCGGAUGAAUUUCUCGGCAGGCAUGCAAAACUCCUGUUCGGCAGACGUUUGUUUCUGGUUUGACUGAUAGCCGAUCAGAGUUUGGUUUUUUAAACAUAUUUUAGCUGCUUUGCUCGUUCACUAGCUAACUGACAAACAUGAAGAGGACCAGAGGCGGUGGUGACGAGGAGUCUCCCCGGCAGAAUGGUUCUGCUGGCCGAAGGAAAGGAAACCAACAGCAGGAUGACGGGGACGACGGUGGCUGUGCCAUCGGUCCACCUGACCUGCAAGACGAGGACAACGACCCGGGACUCAGGAGAGAAAUACGGAGCAAGUACAGGGACCUCAUCAAUUCAGUGACGCAGAAUAGGGAAGAUAUGCUGAGUCCCUCCAACAACAAGCUCACAGAAGUUUUACAAGAGGCAGUCAAACUUUUUAAAGAUGUCCGGCAGCCGAGAGAAGCAGCUCUGGAUGCCCACCUCCUUGUUGUCGCCACAGACCUGGGAAAUGAGAAAGCCAGCCAGCUGUUCACUGAGGGCACUACUUUCGAUCCCACUGCUUUUUCUGAGCAUCUUCUGUCCUUCAUGGGUCUCAACCGACUAGAAGACGAUGAGGACGAGCAGCAGAACGGCGGUGCAGUUGAUGGCUACCUGCCCCAGGAUGCUUGGCACCGAGUGGCCAGUAGAGCAGAGUGCUGUUUCAGGACGUCACCCUCGUUCCAUUACAUGAUGGGUUCAUUCCAUGCAGAGCCGCCUCCUCCAAAGCAAAGGAUAGAACGGCAACGGAAGGCACCUAGCAAGGAAGCCAAAAGGAUAAUGCCUACUCAGCUGAAGAAAAUGGAAGACUCGCAUCAGGAAGCGACAGAGAAAGAGGUGGAAAGGAUCCUGGGAUACCUGAAGAGUUAUUACCAAGACGAUCCGACAUCACCGAUAUCGUAUUACGAGUUCGUCAUCGACCCCAACUCGUUUUCCCGGACAGUGGAGAACAUUUUCCACCUGUCUUUUCUCAUCAGGGAUGGGUUGGCACGGAUGUAUUUGGAUAAUGACGCAUUGCCUUGCAUAGCGCCCGUAGAGGAGGGAGAGGUGGAUACUGGAGGAUCAUACAGCCGUAAACAGUGCAUCGUCUCCAUCAGCCCAAAAUUAUGGAAGGAGCUCAUAGAAGCCUUCGAUAUCAGAGACACAAUGAUUCAGCCUCCAAACACGCAGCAUGAGUGAUGGACCCUCCUCCUUUUUGUUAGCUGAAACCCAACAUUGUUUUUAGGUGUCUUACUGUUUUUUGUUUUUUUAAAUAAUAAAAACCAAUUGUUAGAAAUUUGCAAAUGCCAAAUUCCAGUAUAUACCACUCUUGUAAACACAUUGCAUAGUUACUGUGAGAUCCUAAUUACUCAGUUGCACAUUUUGUUUUUAUAUUUACUUUUUACUGUUUUUAGAAGUUAUAAUAAAAGAAAUUGAAUAGAAA